Molecule: messenger RNA, 1974 nt
Organism: Pararge aegeria (speckled wood butterfly)
Lineage: Eukaryota; Metazoa; Arthropoda; Insecta; Lepidoptera; Nymphalidae
Gene: peng
Product: protein penguin
Exons: 8
Coding region: 92-1954 (620 amino acids)
Biological process (GO): regulation of translation
Cellular component (GO): nucleolus
Molecular function (GO): mRNA binding
Source: RefSeq, a predicted model, not a curated record
AAAAACAACCUGCAAAUUAAUAUUUCACACGUGUAGAAUAUUUUUAAUUUACCGGAAAAUUCACCACAUGAAUUAAUACUAUAAAUUAGACAUGCAGAAAAUAAAGCGCAAAAGCACAGAAGGUGAUGCAUCAUCGCCGAAGAAAAAGAAAGUUCAGUUUGAUACUGUUAGAGAGGUACAGGAUAUAGAAAAGGGCGAGAAAGUGAAAAAAGCUUUUAUCAAACCAAAGAAGGAUUUUAAAAAGGGAGGCAAAACUCCCUUUAAUAAGCCUGGGCUUAAAGGAAAACACGAUGUUUCUAAAGGUAAUCAAAACAAAGUAUCCAAAAAUCAGGAUCCAGGUGAAAAGCCCAAAUGGUCAGAAAUGAAAAAAGAAAAAAAGAAUUUAAGGCUGGAGCGUCGCAAAGCUAAAGCUACUGCUGAAAUAUUUGAAAUCUCCCACAAAGCUAAAUUAUUAGCUGCACAGAUUCAAAGAAAGGUAAUCAAACCUGACUUCAAAAUCACUGCAUCUAAAGAGCUACAUUCUUUGAUCAAAGGCCAAUACAAAGCAAUAGCACUGACACACGAUUUGAGCAGAGUAAUCCAGGUAUUACUCAAACACAGCACAGAAAACAUAAAGAAGGAGAUAACUGAAGAAUUAAUGGAUAUAAUGGUACCUAUGAUGCAAUCGAAGUAUGCACACCACUCAGUAAAACGUAUUUUAAAGUAUGGUACUAACUUUAUACGUCAUGAAGUUAUAAAGAAGAUGUUUGGCCAUGUUGUGUCUUUAGCAACACAUACUAUUAGCGCACCAGUUUUAGAUUAUGCAUAUGGAGAGUUUGCAAGUAAAAAAGAGAAGCUACACAUGCAGCAAGAAUUUUACGGUGAUAUGUAUAAAAACACAAAAGAUGACAAGGUUAAAACAUUGAGUGAUACCUACAAGGACAGCCCUGAAAUGAAAUCGGCGAUACUGCAGUCAUGCAAAGCAAAUAUCCAACGUAUUUUAGAUAAGAAUUUACAUGAUGGAGAGCUGUUUCAUUCAGUAUUGUAUGAUUAUAUGAGAGAGUGCAGCAAUGAAGACAGAGUAGAACUGAUCUCAACUCUCAGUCCAUUGAUUGUGCCUCUCAGCAAUUCUCUUCCGGGAGCCAAUGCAGCUUGCAUAUGCGUGUGGCAAGGGACCAACAAGGACAAGAAGGCAAUAUUAAAAGUGGUGAAGGAACAUGUUAUACCCCUAAGCAAGCACAAGACUGGCUACAGGUUGCUGUUAGCUAUCUUUGACUCUGUUGACGACACGGUUCUAGUCAAGAAGACCAUAGUCUCAACACUUGCUACUAACAUACAGGACGUUGCAAGCGACCAACGUGGAAAUAUGACCCUGCACUGGCUUGUGAAGCCAAAAGAUUCAACCAUCUUCCACCCUGGUAUCACAUCUUUCUUAGAGGAUGGGUUCAAAAGUGGUACAUCAAAGAAGGAUCCCGAGCUUCGCAUAUCGGAGCUCCGAGAGGCAAUAUUGCCAGCACUAAAAAGCAAUAUAGAAGAAGACCCAAAAUACUGGUUUGAUAAGGCCAGAAUGCCAUUGGUGGUUGCUGUACUAUCUAUUGAAACAUCUAAAUCACUUCUACAAGCUUUAGCAACAGUGAUUUGCGAUCCCAACUGGGUAAUACCAGUACCUAACAAAGACACCACAGUCUUGGCUAUAGAAGACGCCGGGAUUCACAUGUCGUUGAAGAAGCUUGCUGCACUCGAUAAGACAGCGUCAGAUACACUUGGUGAAGCUGUCUGCGAGAACAUAUCUGAUGAAACUUUACAAGCCUGGCUGUCUACAAAUAGAGGAUGUUUCUUCAUCUUAACACUUAUCGAAAAUAACAAAGAAAACGUCAGCGGCAAACUCAAGAAUAAAAUCAAACCAUACAUAAAUAUUUUAAAACAGAAAUCUGUUGAAGGUGCUAAACUGUUAAUACAAUCCGUUCAGAAAUAAAAAAAAUAGUCAUCAUACUA